GUUGAGCUGAUGGUGCAGUUGAACUAUUUUGCAAUGAGACUUUUCGGGUUUUGCUCAAUUGCGCUAAAACGGGACAUUUUUCUGUCGGGAAUAAUUAAACAAUGUCUUAUCUGACACUGAGUUGAUCCUGGAGAACCGGACAUAAGUUUCUUCUAUUGAAGUUUUUAGUUUGAAGUGAACAGUAAAAAAAGAGUUUUUUUAAGUGUCGACAUUGACUUUUUGACGUUAAAGUGGAUACCGACAUGACAGUGACUGGAAACUUUGGAAUAAUGCACAGGCCCUGUUUUUCUGGAUAUCCAUUUCAAGGUCAAGGAAGAGUCAAUCAACUGGGCGGAGUUUUUAUCAACGGCAGACCGCUACCCAACCACAUUCGACUGAAAAUAGUGGAAAUGGCCGCUGCAGGAAUAAGACCCUGUGUCAUUUCGAGACAGCUGAGAGUAUCCCACGGCUGCGUGAGCAAAAUCCUGAACAGAUACCAGGAAACUGGGUCUAUCCGGCCCGGAGUUAUCGGUGGCUCUAAGCCCAGAGUAGCUACGCCGGAAAUAGAGACGAGAAUAGAGCAGUACAAACGAGAAAAUCCUUCAAUUUUUAGCUGGGAAAUUCGUGAUCGAUUAGUGAAAGAAGGAAUUUGUGACAGGAGUACUGCCCCAAGUGUUUCGGCUAUAUCCAGACUACUUAGAGGAAAAGGAGAUUCAGAUGAACCGACAGAUAAUGAAGGAACGUCUGACUGCGAAAGUGAACCUGGUAUUCCCUUAAAAAGGAAACAGCGAAGAUCACGGACCACAUUCACUGCCCACCAGCUGGACGAACUAGAAAAAGCCUUCGAAAGAACCCAAUAUCCUGACAUCUACACCAGGGAGGAACUGGCUCAAAGGACCAAGCUGACAGAAGCCAGGAUUCAGGUUUGGUUUAGCAACCGAAGAGCAAGACUCCGAAAGCAAUUGGCCAGCACCAGCUCGUCGUACAACCCCAUAGGCGUGGCCUAUUCGUCCCCUACGACCCCUUACGGACAGGGGAUGACGUCAUCUAGCGAGGGUGGAUUCAAUUCGCCCGCCAAUCAAAUGACGGACUUAUAUACGCCAGCACACGCUCACAGCACCUCCCCCAAUCUACCCCUCGGCGAGGUAAAGUGGGAACACCCCCUACCGCACAACCCCUUCCCCUCUCAUCCCAUGUACCCCCCUAACCCCGCCAACCUGAUGCCUAUCUCGCCGAUCAACCAAACUGGUCACAACAUGACACCCCCCACUUCCAUGACGCACGUGACUUCCUCUUCGUCGCCUAAUAUGACGUCGAAUAAUAAUGAUAUGGCCUGCGGCACUGGAGUCAACUUGGCUACGUCCAACGCCAAUAAUAACGGAAUGGCGGCUAGUUCGGUAGGAAGCAACAACAUGCAAGCUAGUAAUAAUGCGAAUAAUAUGGCCUCUGGUGAAAAUGGUACCACCACGCUGCAGAAUUUGGAUCAAAACGGGAGUACUUUGGAUGGGAAUGAAAAUAAUAUACAUCACGGAGUAACAGGAAGUCCAGGAGCGGGACAUGGAUAUGGAAAUAUGCCUCCUACGCCUACCAGUAUUGUUACGAUGUUGGGACCAAACAGUGGUAACAGUUCCAACAGCACCGAGGGCAACAACCAACAGCCGGAACAACCUGGCAACAUCCAACAGCACCUGCCAAGCUGGCAAAUGUCGCCCAAUCAUCAACUACGCAAUUUGAGUCCGGUGAAUGGCCAUAAUCAAUCUGGCAAUAUCGGUCAAAGUCCCGGACAACAGUUGGGCGGUUUUGGACAGAAUAUGUACCACGGGUACUCGAACCACGGUCAUAAAGGUUUUGGGCACCACUACAACUGGUGGUACUGAUUAAAGUAUUAGAUAUAUUUGUAAAUUUUAGAAUAAGUUAGGAAAGUUACAUUGAGUGCGGAAAAUUCGAAGCCAAAAAUACUGUAUAUUAUUUGUUAGUAAUA
Molecule: messenger RNA, 1960 nt
Organism: Sitophilus oryzae (rice weevil)
Lineage: Eukaryota; Metazoa; Arthropoda; Insecta; Coleoptera; Curculionidae
Gene: Prd
Product: protein gooseberry-like
Exons: 7
Coding region: 243-1856 (537 amino acids)
Biological process (GO): regulation of transcription by RNA polymerase II; anatomical structure development
Molecular function (GO): RNA polymerase II cis-regulatory region sequence-specific DNA binding; DNA-binding transcription factor activity, RNA polymerase II-specific
Source: RefSeq, a predicted model, not a curated record